Messenger RNA from Sander lucioperca (pikeperch), 895 nucleotides. Its product is annotated as methyltransferase-like protein 27. The record is from RefSeq and is a predicted model, not a curated record. The transcript has 6 exons. The coding region runs from base 63 to 767 and encodes 234 amino acids. NCBI's taxonomy places the organism in Eukaryota, Metazoa, Chordata, Actinopteri, Perciformes, Percidae.
GCCUCAUGUUCCUUAGAUGGUGAAUGUUUCUCCUCCGGCAGGUUUGAAGUUGUGUCCUCAUCAUGUCAGACGGCAGCAGAACCAUAAACGAUGUGAAGACCUUUCUCAAGUCCAGCAGAGACGCUGAUCCGCAGAAGAGGAUGAAGUUCUACGACCAAUGGGCCGAGACAUACGAACAGGAUCACAACCUGAUGGACUACAGAGCGCCACAUCAGACGGUAGACUUCCUGAAUGCCAACUUCUCUGGGAGUCGUGAGGAGGUUCUGGUUCUGGAUGUGGCCUGUGGAUCUGGAUGGGUCGCUAAACUGAUGGCUGAACUGGGCUUCAGGAAGUUUGUGGGAGUGGACGGCAGUAAAGGGAUGCUGGAACAAGCUGCAAAGACCGGCCUCUAUCAGGACCUCAGACUGGCCCUACUGGGGACAGAACCACUACCAGCACAGACUGAUGCAUUUGACGUGGUGAUGAUCGUCGGUGCUUUGCGUGACAGAUUUGUUCCAGUCAGCGUUGUGAGGGAGCUCUGCUACGCUGCCAAACCAGGAGGCUAUGUUUGCAUGUCAAGAGUGGACCCAAAGUCAGAGUCUGGAGCCAAAUACAAGGUGUGUUUGGAGAAAGAGCUGCAGCUGAUGGAGGACGAGGGACUGUGGACCCAUGUGAUCAGCCAAGAGAUGGACAGAUACAUGAUGGAUGUUUAUAAUGAUCACAAAGACCAGCACAAUGACCAGUACCUCUAUGGGACCAUGUACCUGUACAGGAAGGCACUCAAUUAGUCUGAAUGCAUUCAUACAAUGUCCCAUCUUUUGAUCAGAGUGUGUGGAAGGUGGAACUAAUUCACACCUUUAUUUGUCUAAGUUCAUGAAUUCAGAAUCACUUUUAAACAUUGUAUUUUGCAUCUGAA